UGUGAGUGUUACUGAGAACUACAGAGGCGGAGGAUUAACAAUAGUUAUUAUUCACCAUUAGUGUAGUAAUUACGUCCAUUCUAAUAAUUAAGAAUAUCUGCUGAGUGCCGGUAGAUUGUGCGGAGAAGGCGAGUCGGGAUUAAUCAGUACAGGGAGGGAUGUUAGUCUCCCGGAGGCUCUAACGCAGGUUCCCCCGGUGUGAAGCUCAGCUCUCCCGGUACAACAUGGACAUACACCGCUUCAGCUCCCAGGUCAAUGGGCAUCAGAUCACAGAUGAGCCGAUGGAAGAGGGAGAGUCCUGUACACACUUUGAUGAAGGGUCGUAUAAGGAGAUUCCCAUCACUCAUCAUGUGAAGGAGGGCUGUGAGAAGGCCGACUCGUCCCAGUUCGAGCUGCUCAAAGUGCUGGGUCAGGGCUCUUUUGGGAAGGUGUUCUUGGUACGGAAGUUAAUCGGACCAGAUACCGGUCAGCUUUAUGCAAUGAAAGUCCUGAAAAAGGCCUCGUUAAAAGUGAGGGACCGGGUUCGUACCAAGAUGGAGCGAGACAUUCUGGUGGAAGUGAAUCAUCCCUUUAUUGUAAAGUUGCACUAUGCGUUUCAGACAGAAGGGAAGCUCUAUUUAAUUUUGGAUUUUCUCAGGGGUGGAGAUGUAUUUACUCGUUUAUCCAAAGAGGUUAUGUUUACAGAGGAGGAUGUGAAAUUCUACCUUGCAGAGCUGGCCCUCGCACUGGAUCACCUUCACAACCUAGGCAUUGUUUACAGAGACCUGAAGCCUGAAAACAUUUUGCUUGAUGAAGCUGGACAUAUCAAGUUAACAGACUUUGGGCUCAGUAAAGAGUCAGUAGACCAGGACAGAAAAGCUUAUUCAUUCUGUGGCACUGUGGAGUAUAUGGCCCCUGAGGUGGUCAACAGGAAAGGACACACGCAGAGUGCUGACUGGUGGUCUCUUGGUGUUCUGAUGUAUGAAAUGCUAACAGGUACGUUACCAUUCCAAGGGAGAGACCGAAAUGAGACCAUGAACAUGAUUCUCAAAGCGAAGUUGGGAAUGCCCCAGUUUUUAAGUUCUGAAGCACAGAGUCUGUUACGAAUGCUGUUCAAAAGAAACCCAGCCAAUCGUUUAGGAGCAGGUCCUGAUGGAGUCGAGGAGAUCAAACGGCAUGUCUUCUUCUCCACCAUCGACUGGAACAAACUGUACCGGUGUGAACUGCAGCCUCCAUUCAAACCAGCUACAGGAAAACCAGACGACACAUUCUGCUUUGACCCAGAGUUCACCGCCAAAACGCCAAAAGACUCUCCUGGAAUUCCUGCCAGUGCUAACGCUCACCAGCUCUUUAAAGGGUUCAGCUUCGUAGCUCCUGUCUCACUGGAGGAGAACAAGAUCUCCUCUCUGUCUGACAUCCUCCCUAUUGUACAGAUGCACAGUGAAUCGACACUAUUCUCUGACGUUUACGAGGUGAAAGAGACCAUCGGUGUGGGUUCCUAUUCCAUAUGCAAGCGCUGCAUUCACGCAGUCUCAGCUAUGGAGUUUGCAGUAAAGAUUAUUGACAAAAGUAAGCGAGACCCCUCUGAGGAGAUUGAGAUCCUGAUGCGGUACGGGCAGCACCCGAAUAUCAUCACACUAAAGGAUGUGUACGAUGAGGGGAGGUUCGUGUACCUGGUGACGGAGCUGAUGAAGGGAGGUGAACUGCUGGAUAAGAUCCUCAGACAGAAGUUUUUCUCCGAGCGGGAGGCCAGCGCUGUACUUUACACCAUCACAAAAACUGUCGACUACCUGCACUGCCAGGGGGUGGUUCACAGGGACCUGAAGCCCAGCAACAUUCUGUACAUGGACGACUCGGGGAACCCUGACUCCAUCAGAAUCUGUGACUUUGGCUUCGCCAAACAGUUAAGAGGGGGAAACGGCUUGUUGCUUACACCCUGCUACACUGCGAACUUUGUAGCACCCGAGGUUUUGAUGCGGCAGGGUUACGAUGCAGCGUGUGAUAUCUGGAGUUUGGGGGUUCUUCUUUAUACCAUGCUGGCUGGGUACACCCCCUUUGUGCACGGUCCUAACGACACCCCCGAGGAGAUUCUGUCACGAAUCGGCAGUGGCAAAUUUUCUCUCAGUGGAGGCAACUGGGACACCAUCUCAGAUUCCUCAAAGGAUCUUCUUUCUCACAUGCUUCACGUGGAUCCUAAUCAGCGCUAUUCAGCCGAGCAGGUACUGAAACACUCAUGGAUUGCCUGCAGGGACCAGCUACCCCACUAUCAGCUCACCCGGCAUGACGCGCCUCACCUGGUUAAGGGAGCGAUGGCUGCUACGUACUCGGCGCUGAACCAUAAGACGUGUCAACCGGUGCUGGAACCAGUCGCAGCUUCCAGUUUGGCUCAGCGCAGGAGCAUGAAGAAGUUAACUUCCACUGACAUGUUGUGAACAAACCUGUCCUCACUUCUUUACUGUGUUCCUCUCCUCAUCUUCCCCUUCUGUCUAUUUAUUAGUUUCCUCCUCUUCCCUCCCCACCCCCUUCUCCAUCACUGGGCGUUCAACCCGCCUCCCGCUUGCUGUGAUUGGACCUCAGACUGCACAUGAAUGAGGCCCGAGCCCUCAUUGCUGAAUUUAAACCCAGAACACUGCAGUUGUGGAUGUUUUUGUUGGUUUUUUUCUUAGUAUGCAAAUAUUGUGUCUUAUCUCCAUCGUUCUUCAGUUUGCCCAAAUCAGCACCAGCACCUAUUCAAUCCUCGUUCACUGUGACUGGCCGACCGGAAGCUGCUUUAAGUAAACUGUGCACGGUUCUAAUUUCCUCGCUGUUCCUCCUGCACCCCCUUCCUUCUCUAUCUAUGAUUUGAGAAUUCAUUCAGAUUCAUCAGAUCUCAGAGCAGUAAGGCUGCAGGACGGUAGAUUCCAGACUCACUGUCUCCGUAUGGAGAUUUCUUCACUCCGACCUUAAAUUCACACUGGAUGUUUCUCCCAGAUAACCCCGAAUUUACACCAGCAGUGACACGGGCGUCGUCCUUAUUUUCACUUCAAGCAUUUACUGUCAUAUGCAAACAUUAGACACCCACGGUCAAAGUUAAAAUAAGUCAGCACAUACUCUACAUCAUAAAAGCUACAUAUUGCAUUUCUCUGCAAAUUCUAGUGCACAAUUUCUAUGCAUGUUAUUUAAAAAAAAUAAUUAAACAAAAGUACAAAAUACUAAAUGUGCCAUUACUUUUACACAUCCCACAUUCAAUGUGUUAUUUUCCAGUAUGUCCAGUGUUGUGCAUUAGAAUGUGCAGAAGUUCCCUGUAGAGGAUGUAUUUGCUUAUUUUUUACUUAAAAUCAUUCAAACAUGGAAUUUAUUCAGAUUUGUCUGAACCGUUGCUGUAUUUUCCCCCCCAAAACAAACAAAAUAACAUUAAGAUGCCUUAAUUGUUUUGGGGUUAAGUCAAUCCUCCACCGUAGCCUUUUGUAUAGUCAGGUUUUUACAAUGAUCACCAGAAGCAUUUAAGGUGGUAAUGGCACAGUGGUUAAGGUACUGGACUAGUAAUCGCAAGGUUGCCAGUUCAGGCCCCACGACUGCCAAGUUGCCGCUGUGGUUCCCCUGAGGUAGAACCUUAGCCCUCAAUUGCUCACAUUUUAUUCAGUCAUAGAUGUAAUUUGCUUUAGAUAAAAAUGUGUGGUAAAUGUAAAAGCAGCUUAAAAACAAGUGGUACCAGAUAAGGUCUUUGGUUGUAGUCCAUCCACCUCAGGCAGGGUUCAGAGAUAAUUUGUAAAGAGCAGUCAGGUUGAUUCAGUUCCUACCAAAUCAACUCAUCUAGUACUAACAACCAAGUCUCGCUUAAGGUCACUCAUGUAAACAUUAACUGAAGGUCCUGAUCAGUGUCUCAAUGAUUUCUUCCACUGUGCUGCUGCCAUGUGAGUGGAGGAUUGUACGGUUAAAUAAAUAAGCAGGUGUUACAGCUGAGACCAGUACAGCACAGCCACAUAGAUGCCGAGGACCUGGGUUCGAUAUUAUAUCGUUGUAUUUUUUUUUUUUUUUUUUUUUUUAAAGCAAGAUUAUUAUACCAUAUGAAUAUACAUCAUUCCAUCUCUAGUACGAUCUGUUGGCAGAUACUAAGCAUUAGCAAAAAUGCAGACCUGCUAUAGAUUUGAAUCAUGUCGUUUUGCUUAAUGAGUCUUCACUUGUACAUUUUUGGCUGCUGGUGUGAUUUAAAGGGGUUAAAAUUGAGACCGAGUUGUACCAGCAUUUUGAAAACACAUCCGGUGUGAAUUUGAAUCAGAAUUCCAGUGUGUACAUUUCAGCAUCAGACAGCUUCUAAGAUCCACCCUACCUGAUCCUCCCUGUUAUAUCAAACAUAUUUAAGCACAUUUGCACUGAAGCUUAGCAGAUUGUUGCUUUUGCUCAAAUGGUUUUGUUCAUUUCUCAGCCUGAUUCCAUUUUUUAUGAAAUGAAGUUUUGUGUCGAAUGAAACAUAAGCUAAAGCUGAAAAAGUAAAAAAAAAAAAAAAAAUUGAAUGAAUGUGGACCAGUAGAGAGUGUUGCAAGCUGCUUGGAUGUUUGGAACAAGUAUUAUUAAAAUAAAGGACAGCACCGCAAAGACUUAUGGGAUUUGGGGAAGGGAGAAAACCUCGUGUCCCAAACGAAGACAGAUUCUAUAUAAAUAUAUCGAAAUUUCCAUAAAUAUCUCUUCAAAAGACAUUGUGGAAAUUGUAUCAUAUUGUAUUUAUUUCAUUUAAUUUUUAAAAUUCUAUUUUUCUUUUAGGUUCUGUAUAUAUUGGCAUUAAAGAUCAUGAAUGACA
This is a messenger RNA of Trichomycterus rosablanca, 4756 nucleotides long. It is a transcript of the gene rps6kal, whose product is annotated as ribosomal protein S6 kinase a, like. Bases 225 to 2411 code for a protein of 728 amino acids. The record is from RefSeq and is a predicted model, not a curated record. NCBI's taxonomy places the organism in Eukaryota, Metazoa, Chordata, Actinopteri, Siluriformes, Trichomycteridae. Gene Ontology annotation, molecular function: protein serine/threonine kinase activity; magnesium ion binding; ATP binding. The transcript is spliced from 22 exons. Gene Ontology annotation, biological process: intracellular signal transduction; peptidyl-serine phosphorylation.